Phasianus colchicus (ring-necked pheasant) is the source of this 820-nucleotide messenger RNA. The record is from RefSeq and is a predicted model, not a curated record. Lineage: Eukaryota; Metazoa; Chordata; Aves; Galliformes; Phasianidae.
UGCUGGCACUUUACACAGUCUUGGGUGGUGGUGACGACUGGAAAUCGCUUGGACGGGAGGGGAAACCAUCCCUGGGGUGAGAACUCACUGCAGGGAUGGCAAAUCCCCACUGGGACGGGCAGACCCUUGGCAAGGAAGAGCACUGGGCUGCCAAAUGCCCAUCGGGAUGGUCACUGAUCAUCGGGAUGGGAAACAACUGGCAUGGGAAGGAUGUUUGGGUACGAAAAGUCAAACCAUCGCAAGCCUGGGGGAAAGGGGCUGACCCCAACGGUCACGGAACCCCCCUGGGGGGAGGGGCUCCCCCAACUGCCACUCUCCAGCUGUCAUGGCAGAGAGAUUCCCUCGACGAGUGCUGACGGUGCCUCUGACACCCGACGCCAUUUACGUUGAAGCGACUGUGCCGCCACCGGACCCUGCCUGGAUGCAGCCCACCGUCCGCGGACCGAUGCCGGUACCACCCCAACCCUCCCCUGUCCCCACUGCCACCUACCUGGCACCUCAGGCCUCUGUCUGGCCUGGGGGACCAGGUGUCUGGGGACAGGCAGCACAGCUCCCACCUGGGGGGCUGCCCCCAACCCCGGCUCAGCUGCCACCUGGGGGCCUGACCCCAGCUGCGGGGCUGCACUUACCGGUGCUGCUGCUCCUACCUGGGGGGCUGCACCCAGCUGUGGCUCCCCCCACCGCCCCUGCUCCCUGCUCGGGACAUCCCCUGCUGGCAGGGACGCUGCUGCCCCAGCAGCCCAUGGGGCUGUGGCCUGGGGCCGUGCUCCUCCAUGAGGAGCCCCCGCAGCCCGCAGGCACCUGCCUGCCGCAGGCCCCC